Molecule: messenger RNA, 660 nt
Organism: Epithele typhae
Lineage: Eukaryota; Fungi; Basidiomycota; Agaricomycetes; Polyporales; Epitheliaceae
Exons: 3
Source: RefSeq, a predicted model, not a curated record
CCGUACCCCGUCGACAUUCCGGACGGGUUACGCGACGUCACCGUCACCCGCAACCAGCUGUCGGGCCGCUUUGGAGGCAGUCCUAUGGAAAUGUUCCCCAAACCCAAGGCCGAAGACCUGGCCCGACACGGUCGCGACAACUUUUUGUGCAUCAACCCCGUGUGGAACCCGCACGCACCUCUACGACCUGGACAUACCGGCCUUCUCUUCGUGAUGAGAGAAAUACAUCCCAUCAAGCAGGCGCUGUUCGUUCGGCUACAGUUGAACAAAUGGCAGUACAUGGGUGACUACGAGCUCCCGUCCUUCACCCCGCUUUCAGCGGAGCGCUGGCUGGCUCUACCCCAGGAUUCGAAAAAAACGUGGGUCAAAUCGGUCAUGAAGAAGGAAUGGGCCAAGCCCAUUCGCGCCCGCAUCAGCCUACGCAUCUCUCUUGGGCGGGAGCCGAUGCAAGAUGAGGUUGACGGAGCAAUGGAACGCUCUGUCAAGAUCACCGACAAGGACGUCGCUGCCGCCUUGAAUGACGGCUCUGAGCGCAUCCGAGUUUGGACGCUGAAAUGUGUCGGUUACGACGAAGAGCUGGGGCGAAUCUGUGCCGAAAUCUCCGGCACCCGGCCUCAGAGUACGUCGCGUCCGCAGCGUCGUAGAUCUCGUCAAGGAUAA